CUUUCGUAUUUAGAUUGACUCGAUACACCACUUGUCAUAUAAUUAUCAUCUUGACUCAAUUUUCUCCAUUUUCGAGAGACCGACGCGCAAUGUUGUAAAGGAAGUGGAGGGACUCCGCACAACCUUAUCGCGCUAAGCUGUUUUCGGCAAAAAUGAACAUAGGACCGCAAUCGGUGUUCGUCAACACUCCCGCUUUGCUACGGCAUCGCGAUUCCAAACUGUCGAGGGUAAAGAAAAAGCAUGUUGUCUUCUAGCAGGACCACACAUAGACAGCGCUGUACCCGCAGUGCGUUGAUAGCCGAUAGCUCUUCAAAAAGGGGCUGGAUCCAGUGCUGUGUCUAGAUACUCAUACCCUAUUCAACAUGUCGUCCUAUUCACAGCGAGUUGUUAUUAUCGGAGCUGGGAUUGUGGGGGCCAACGUCGCGGAUGAAUUGGCACAGCGAGGAUGGAAAGACAUCACAGUGGUGGAACAAGGGCCACUGCAUAUGCCUGGUGGCUCGACCUCGCAUGCACCCGGUCUCGUAUUCCAAACUAACCCUUCGAAGACGAUGACCAGCUUUGCAAAAUACACUGUAGAGAAAUUUUUGUCGCUCAAGAAGGAUGGUCAGAGCUGCUUCAAUCAGGUUGGGGGUCUCGAAGUAGCAACAAUUCCAGAACGCAUGGAGGAACUCAAAAGAAAACAUGGAUAUGCUUCAUCGUGGGGGGUCGACGCGAGGCUCAUCUCUGCGGAGGAGUGUCUGCAAAGAUACCCACUACUCAAUCCUGAAUCAGUAAUAGGAGGAUUGUACAUCCCCAGCGACGGCCUUGCACUCGCAGCACGCGCAACACAACUACUCAUCGAACGCACCUCCGCCGCUGGAGCCAAAUACAUUCCGUCUACACCCGUCACUGGAAUAGAAAGAUCCGGAGGCCGGGUUACUGGCGUUACAACGCCCAGUGGCAGCAUUCCUGCAGACAUCAUUGUCUCUUGCGCUGGCUUCUGGGGGGUGGAGAUUGGAGCUAUGGUGGGAUUGGAAGUUCCUUUGCUCCCACUUGCACACCAGUAUGCAAAGACCACUGCUGUCCCUAGCCUCAAAGGUCGCGAGAUCAACAACAACAUCAACGGAAUGAAUGCGACACUACCUAUAUUACGCCAUCAGGAUCAGGAUUUAUACUACCGUGAACACGGUGACCAAUAUGGUAUCGGAUAUUACGGCCAUCGACCGAUGCCCGUCAGAGCUGCUGACCUCGGGGUAACUGGCAAGCACGUCGACGAGAAGAACAUGCCAUCACGACUAAACUUCACGCCGAAAGAUUUCGAAACAGCUUGGAACGAAUCGCAAAAGCUACUACCGAUUCUGAAAGAGACUCACAUAGCCGAUGGCUUCAACGGAGUUUUCUCUUUUACCCCUGAUGGCGGCCCUCUGGUCGGUCGAGCACCCAAUCUGGAAGGAUUCUAUGUCGCCGAAGCAGUCUGGGUAACGCACUCGGCAGGAGUUGCGCGAGCAGUUGCUGAACUUCUCACAACAGGCAGAUCAGAGACUGAUUUGGCAGAUUGCGAGCUCUCACGCUUCGAAGAGAUCCAGCUGAGUAAGGAGUACGUUAGCGAGACGUCACAGCAAAAUUUUGUGGAAAUUUACGACAUCAUCCAUCCUCUCGCGCCCAAAAUAUCGCCACGAAAUCUCCGCAUAAGUCCUUUCAAUACGCGGCAACGGGAACUGGGUGCAUAUUUCCUGGAAGUAGGAGGCUGGGAGCGACCAUUCUGGUAUGAGGCGAACAAAGAUCUGCUACAAUAUCUGCCUUCGAGCUGGCAACCGGUGGAGCGCGAUGCAUGGACUUCACAACAUUACUCUCCCAUUUCUGCAGUGGAGGCAUGGAAGACGCGGAAAGCUGUGGCUGCCUACGAUAUGACUGCCUUCCAUCGUUUCGAAGUAUCAGGACCUGGCGCUCAAGAUCUUCUUCAACGGUUAACGACCAGCGAUGUGGCCAAAGAUUCCGGAAAUAUCAUGUAUAGUCUGCUCUUGGAUGAACAGGGAGGUAUCAAGAGUGAUGUUUUCGUUUCUCGAAUCGCAAGCGACUUAUACCAAAUCGGUGCAAACACGGCUGUCGAUUUCCAUUACCUGAGCCGAGAGGCUUUGCUGCAGCGCACACAGUCCCCCAGCCAAUACGUUCAAGUCCGCGAUAUAACAGGAGGCACUUGCUGCUUGGGUCUUUGGGGUCCACGCGCUCGAGAUGUUAUGGACAGCCUCAGCACAGAUGAUUUCUCUAAUAAAGGUCUUCCCUAUUUUCAUGUGAAGAGAGUAACAGUCGCUGGAAUCCCAGCUCUCGCCUUCCGCAAAUCAUAUGUUGGAGAGCUUGGCUGGGAAAUCCAAAUCAGUGCCGAAUACGGACAGCGUUUAUGGGAUGCUGUAAUGCAGGCUGGUAAACUGCAUGGGAUCGUAGCCGCCGGCCGAGCUGCUCUGAACUCGCUGAGGAUCGAAAAGGGCUACCGGACAUACGGAUCCGACAUGACUACCGAACAUAAUCCAUUCGAAGCUGGUGUUGUAUCUGCUGUUGAUAUGACCAAGAAGGAUUUUGUCGGCAAAGCUGCACUCCAACGUCUUUCUCAACAAGGGCCCACCAAGCGUCUUCGCUGCUUGACAAUAGAUGACGGCCGGUCUGUCGUUCUCGGAAAAGAGCCUAUAUUCUUUGAAGAUCAAGCUGUUGGAUAUGUGACCACUGCAGCGUUUGGGUUUACCGUCAGCAAACCAGUUGCGUUUGCCUGGUUACCCAGCAGAGUAACAGAAGGGCAAAGCGUGGAGGUCGAAUAUUUUGGUCGACGAAUUCGGGCCACCGUCAGCUCUGAUCCUCUCUUUGAUGCUUCCAAUUCUCAAUUGCUUGCCGAGAACUUUUCGGCAGAGCUCCAGGCUUUUAUCAAAUCUCGGCUCUAAUUCUGUAUAUCUAACGAUUUUAUGAACUGGAGGGGAUGAGCUGCAUUGCACCUUAUGUGUAUGUUUUUAUUGAUUUGUUAGCGGCGAGCGAAAGGAGCAUUUUGAUGAUCGAUAUUGAAUUCAUGACUUGAUAAUAAAAUUCUAUGUCUAUACACCUGCGGACACAACAAAUGAAAAUAUGCUCUUGCUGGUACUAACCGACGGGUAAACCUGCAGAACUACCAGAAAAAUGCAUAGACAACACGUUGCUGUAGCCUAAUGAGAAACAAUUGGUGUACAGGCCGGCUGCCCACAUAAAUUAUGGAAAAGCACGACAAGGACUGCGCAAGCCGAGAGUUCAGCGGCUAAGAAAGCUCAUCAAUAUUGCUACGCGAAUUUUUAUCAGCUUCUGAAAGACGAUAAGAGUAUAGUGGAGGAAAAUAGCAAGCUUCACAUUGAGAACGAGAAGCUGUUGAGAACUGAGGAUAGACUUCUCAAGGAGAGGGAUGAGUAGAGAGGCUUGCCUUAGUAUCUCCGGAAUUGCCGAUCUUUCCGAUGUAAUGUUAUGUAUAGCUUUCUUCAAUGGCACCAGACGUUCCUAUCUGCUGUGAGAGUUGAAUGUGCAGUCGAUGGUGUACAUGCAUGCUGUGAUACUGAUUAGAAUGAAUCUCCACAGCCACCCACUUGACCUUUAGCUCU
This is a messenger RNA of Periconia digitata, 3587 nucleotides long. The record is from the annotation of a GenBank genome assembly. NCBI's taxonomy places the organism in Eukaryota, Fungi, Ascomycota, Dothideomycetes, Pleosporales, Periconiaceae.